AGAAUUACAAUCGAUUUUGUGCAGUCGAUAAGAGCAUUAACGAACAGGUGACGACAUCGUUGUCAUACUCGUGAUUUCAUAACACGCCAUUUUCUUUGUGUGAAGUGUUAGGGCCAGAAGGAAUACGCGUCCUGUUUUCUAUUAAAUUCGAGUCAUUAUGUCAUCCCGCAAGAAAGUACUUUUAAAAGUAAUUAUUCUGGGAGAUUCUGGAGUAGGUAAAACAUCAUUGAUGAAUCAAUAUGUUAACAAAAAGUUUAGUAAUCAGUACAAAGCUACUAUAGGAGCAGAUUUUCUCACCAAAGAAGUUAUGGUAGAUGAUAGGGUAGUUACUAUGCAGAUUUGGGAUACGGCAGGUCAAGAAAGAUUUCAAUCGUUGGGAGUUGCAUUCUAUAGAGGCGCAGAUUGUUGUGUAUUGGUAUUUGAUGUUUCUGCACCAACAAGUUUCAAAUCUUUAGAAUCAUGGAGAGACGAGUUUUUGAUCCAAGCAUCUCCACGAGAUCCAGAUAAUUUUCCAUUUGUUGUUUUGGGGAAUAAGGUUGAUCUAGAAUCUAAAUCGGUAUCUAGUAAGAGAGCACAACAAUGGUGUCAAUCCAAAAACAAUAUUCCAUAUUUUGAGACCAGUGCAAAAGAGGCUAUUAAUGUGGAACAGGCAUUCCAAACGAUAGCUAAGAAUGCUCUAGCUCAAGAAAGUGAGGUGGAACUUUAUAAUGAGUUCCCAGACCAAAUUAAGCUGACCAAUGACCAAAGAAAUAAUGGUAAAGGGGAUUCUUGUGCAUGCUAGGUCGUGGAUCGACAAAAAUUCAUAUACAAGCAUAUGGAUGCAGAGGUCAGGUCGUACGUUUACAUAUUGGAAUAUAAAUAAUAUUCACAAGUUUUAUAAUAAUUUUGAUCAGCCUUUAGGAAGUCUGGGAGCAUAUAUCUCGGUUUUCAUAUCUUACAUAUUCAUUAAUCUCAUCAGUAAUUUUAAGAUGUUUUAUCAAACUUAUUGAGUAAAGCAAUAAAGAUUUAAGAUGCAUAUAUUUUAUAUAGAAUAAAUUCUAAACAAAAUAUCUUUUUUUAAACAUUGAAACACAGAAUAGCAUACCGAGAAAUAUUUAUCUGACUUCCUAUAAAAAGAAAAGAAUAUAUGUUGUGAUUAUAUCACGCAUAUUAUAUAUUUGACUCUUUAGAUGGGUCUUUUAUCUUUACUCCAUCUGUCCUAUUGAAUAGUUCACUCAGCAUAGUAUUUUUAAACAUAUAAUGCUCUCUCUUAUUGGUCAUGGUGAAACGUAUGGACUGUCCUAUAUAUCUGCAUCUCCUAAUGAUUCAUUGUUGAUGUCCUUUGUCAUAGGAUGACACUAUGAAGUUUUCACAUAAUAAAAAUCGUUAUUGCGCGAGGAGGUUGACGUGUAGAUCGGGAAUACAGGUUGCGUCAGAUUUGAGAAAUCAUGCAGAAGAUUGCCCAUAAUAUAUUAAGAACUAUCGCAUUUAGAGAGGAGCCUUGCCACGUAGCGAAGUUUUGUGAGUAGCUUUUAAGAAUAUCGACCAUUUGCGGCUUCUCAUCUGGAGAUUAAAAUUUACUAUUAUUGGUACAUCAAGGAAUAAUAGGAAAUAUCAAUACUCAUGUUGCAUGUAUUCUCUUUAUAUUUAAAUUCAAGAUACAAAGAAUGUGAUAGCGUUACUAUUUAAUAAUCAUUGAAUUAAGCAGUUUUUGCUGUUUUUUUUUUUUUUUUUUUCCUUAAUAACAAGUAUAACUUUUAGUCGCAAUAUUUGCAAUAUUUCAUUCAAACAAGUUUUAUUUUAA
Molecule: messenger RNA, 1783 nt
Organism: Vespa velutina
Lineage: Eukaryota; Metazoa; Arthropoda; Insecta; Hymenoptera; Vespidae
Gene: Rab7
Product: ras-related protein rab7
Exons: 5
Coding region: 158-781 (207 amino acids)
Biological process (GO): endosome to lysosome transport; phagosome-lysosome fusion
Cellular component (GO): phagocytic vesicle; lysosome; late endosome
Molecular function (GO): GTP binding; GTPase activity
Source: RefSeq, a predicted model, not a curated record